GCCGCGGACCACCUUCCACAAAGGCCCUCUAGAAGCCUGGUAAAAAAGCUGACAUCCCGAGCGGAAGGAGCGGUCUGUAAAAAGCGCAAGCGGUCCACAGAAGUACUGUGAACGCAAGGAUUCCAAUGAUGGAGACAGGAUGUGUCUUGCUCAGAGACUGCGUCAUGAUGACAAUGCAUUCAUCGCUGACCGCCAUGCACGGUCUGGCCUUUGGAGCUCGCCUUCCUAUCGUAAGGAGCAACGCCGUAGUAGCUCCCCUCCACCCAACAACCACAAGGACAGCAAAGGGCCCUCGCUCCAUAUUGUCAAAUCUUCUGAUCGCCGCAGUUCUAGCGACAAAGGCAAAGAAACAACGUCUUUACCCUCCCUGAAUAAUAGAUGUUCUGGAACUGUAAAUUCCCGUCAUGAUGCACGGCACUCUGUAUCGCAAGGCGUGCCCUCUUUACACUCUGUGGAUAGAUUUUUGGACAGCAUCGAUUUGAGCAUCACUCCUCCAUGCAAUCCGGUCCUUGCCAAGAGCAAGGUUCUCGCGACACCGAUUCAACAAGUACUUCCCCCAACUCCUGUAUCCAUCGCACCAGUUUCCCUGCCUUUGCCAGAAUCUUCUAUAGUUGAGCUUCAACCAAUCCCCUUCACUUUCGGACCAGAGAGACUCUCUCUCUUGCACCACGGGCACCCCUUCAGUUACGACUUGAAUCUACUUCCUGAUGACCCUGCUGGUCCUAUCACAUUGCUUGGAGCAACUCAGAGCGGACCCGGCGCAUAUCUCGUUGCCGCAGCACACUAUAGGCGAACUGGCCGUUCUCGUGCAGCAUGCAAAGUAGUUAGGGCUUUGCUUGGCAAGCAUGCUCCUACUACUAGUGCGGGCGGUAUUUCGACUGGGAAAAACAAAGAAAACGGUCCCUUCUAUCAGGCUUCGUCAUCACCAGUGAAAUCUUCCGCACCUUUCGUGUUUGCACCCAUAGACGUCAACACCCCAGCUCACGAUGCCUCUCUCUUGCGAUCUGCCAUUCUCAUUCUUGCAGCCUGUCAGCUGGAUAUAAGCCGCGAUUCUCCAUCCCCCGAAGAGAAGAUCGCACAUGCAACCGCUGCUCAAGAACUUUUCCGCACAAUAUACGGAACGAAAAAUAACUUUGUUUCUUCUGAGUCAGGAAAUACUAGUACAAAUGCAAACGCCCUGGGAUUGGCUUUUGCAAACAACGCCCGAGUUCCUUCCACUACCAACAACCUACCGACUUCUACUAUGUCCAAGCAAACAUCAGGCAUCCCCACUGCGCCUGCUUCUACUCGUAUUCUAGCUCUGGAGGAUGAGCUCCGUCUCACGCGCACAGCCAAGUCCAUUAUUGAAGCUGACCUUGCUGCUGCAAAGAAGCGCCAGGAACGCACCGACCUAUCUGUCAGAGAAGCUGAGACUCGUUCUCGCGAUGCCCUCCGAUUACUUGAGACCGAGAGGGAUGAAGUCCACUCCUUGAAGCGUCGACUCGUGGAGACGGAACAGAAGGUGUCGGAAAUGGAGCAGUCAGCUGCUGGUGUCGAGUCACGGGUGUGGGUGAGGCUGCGGGACAUGAUUUAUGACCAGUUUGGAAGCACAAAUGCGUAAGCGAAGUGUGCUUACGUUCGUCUUUUCAUCUUUUUUUCAGAACAUUGCGGGGUUUUUAGCAUCUGAUAGGAACCAUCAUGUGGUGCAUCUCACCACAACCCCAUCAGCAUCAUCAUUGCCACUUGUACACUACCAUUUCCUGCAGCAUUCGAAAUACCGUCCACAAGAGUGUAUGUCCUCGUAUGGAUUUUAGAACUUGUAAUUACCCUCCGUGUAGCACAAUGAGAGAACAGGAGGAGACGUACCCAUCUUGUAAAGACCCCUAUAACGUAGCCGGGCCCUUACGGCAGAACGGUAGUACCUUGGAUGCUCAAGGUACUACAUUUAUU
Molecule: messenger RNA, 1929 nt
Organism: Suillus bovinus
Lineage: Eukaryota; Fungi; Basidiomycota; Agaricomycetes; Boletales; Suillaceae
Exons: 3
Coding region: 140-1600 (486 amino acids)
Source: RefSeq, a predicted model, not a curated record